This is a messenger RNA of Gadus morhua (Atlantic cod), 2600 nucleotides long. It is a transcript of the gene mims2, whose product is annotated as family with sequence similarity 210 member B. NCBI's taxonomy places the organism in Eukaryota, Metazoa, Chordata, Actinopteri, Gadiformes, Gadidae. The record is from RefSeq and is a predicted model, not a curated record. Gene Ontology annotation, cellular component: mitochondrion. The coding region runs from base 1119 to 1466 and encodes 115 amino acids. The transcript has 3 exons.
UGGGCUGUUGUUUGACUAACCCUGUAGUCUCUUAAUUUAACAAUGUUUAAACAGGUGUUGACUCCCACUAGGGGUUAAACUCAUUGAGGGUUAUCAAGUUCAGACAUCCGUUUCUGGAAAGCAGUGGCGCCAGAAUUGAACAGCAGACCGUAAAAUAGCAAUAAGCAGACGGACGAUCAAGCCCUUUCUGCACUGCUAUUCUCUGGUCGUUACGCAAGAAGCAUGACGUCGAAUUGUCGUGUUACAAAACGAAAUCACAAACACUGUUCAUACAAGGCACUUUGUACUAGGUAUGCCUACAUGAAGUAGGAGUCGGAACAGUAACGCAUAUCCACAUUCUACUACUGGUUGGUUGAUAUCUUAUUCUUUCAGGGCUGGAACCAGAACUUAUUUAUGGUACAGAUGCUGACUGCUUUAUGAAGAAGAAAAAGUGAAGUCAAAUAAUGAUGAAAGUAUACUACGAAAUAAAAGCUAAUAAUAGUCUGUAAGGCCUAAUGGGGCCACGAAUUAUAAUGCAAUUAUAAUAAAGUAUUUUAUACAAUGAGAAAUAACAUCCUUUGUUUUAGGAGGAACGACAACAUUCCUUGGUUUGCAUGUUAUGUCUAACUUGCGAAAUAGUGUGUGUGUGUGUGUGCGCGUGUGUGUGAGUGUAUGUUAUUCUCUUUUCCAUCCAUGAAAAGCUGUUAUCAGACACAGCAGCCCAACUGUUCUCCUCUCCCGCAACAAGCCCUCCCCGUGGCAGUCCUUUCUGGCUCUCUCACAUGACCCGCCCACAGCGGCUGCCUGCCUUUGCUUAUAGCUUUGCCCUCCUCGACCCGGCCUGCCCCCUCAAGCCAAAGGCCUGCUCACCCCCUCCUCCCCUAACGCCAGCCACCCUAUUGUCCAUUGUUGGGAGUCUUUGGAGUCGCCUGGCCUCCAUCCUGGGCUCUGCAGACAUAUUUUUGAGCGGAGAGUGAAGGAAUGGACGGGACUGUACAUUGUGGUUUCCCCAGUGGUUCCAAGGAGGCACUGAUGGCCAGUCCGGGUCUGUAGAGGGGAGAGUCCUAAAUGUGGAAGAGCAGCAUUCGAAGGGGCCCUUGACCUCUCCGUCGCCCGCCUCCCCGACUGGGCCGGAGGGGAUGGAGCCGGAGCCGGACAGGCCCAGCAAGGCCCAGCAGCUGAAGAAGGUCUUUAAGGAGUACGGGGCCGUGGGGGUCUCCUUCCACGUCUGCAUCUCCCUCAUGUCCCUCGGGAUGUUCUACCUCCUCGUCUCCAGUGGCAUCGACAUGGCGGCCGUGCUCUGCAAGCUGGGCUUCAGCGAGGCCGUGGUCCAGUCCAAGAUGGCGGCGGGCACCAGUACCUUUGUCCUGGCCUACGCCGUGCACAAGCUGUUCGCCCCGGUGCGCAUCAGCAUCAGCCUGGUGUCGGUCCCCCUCAUCGUGCGCUAUCUGAGGAGGACUGGCCUCUUCAAGACCCCCGCACCUUGAUGAGGGUCCAACCCCCACCACCAACAACACCCCCCCCCCCCCUCGCGUGUGUGUGUGUGUGUGUGUGUGUGUGUGUGUGUGUGUGUGUGUGUGUGUGUGUGUGUGUGUGUGUGUGUGUGUGUGUGUGUGUGUGUGUGUGUGUGUGUGUGUGUGUGUGUGUGUGUGUUCAGUCAUAACCCUAUGCCUUCAAGUGCUUGAAUUCCAUGAUUUAGUCUCAGGUCUCGUUGCCAUUGUGAACCUUUAUGGGUGAAACAUUUGUGGUUUGUUUUUUUGUCUUGUUUUUGUGUUAGCACAGAGACAUAGCAAUAUCAACUUGUUUGUGUUCAUUUCCUUGCUUUAGCUAAAAAAAUCAAACGAAGAAGAAUGCAGUUUUAACUGCCCUGCUCAUUAUAUUGUGGUUGGAAAUGUUAUUUUCCUUGCUGGUGUGCAUUUAAAGAAAGAAAACGGUGGCUAGAAGUGGUCGAAUAUUUAUUUUCAAUCGCUUGUAAUAGCGUCUGUGUGUGGUGUACAUUUUUAAAAACAAGUGAAAAACGGCGUUGGUUCAUUCUUGACGGUGUCAUCAGUCCUUUUGUUGUAGCCUCUCAAAGCCCCCCCCCUGGGAUUGUUUCCCCACCUUCACCUUCCCCUAUAAGCUGACUCUGCCAUGUUCCGGCGGCCCAUGCAUCAGCAGAAUAAUUCAGGUUCUCUGUCCCCUACCUCUCACCCCCUUAUGCCUUCCACCUCUCUCGUCUUUCUCCAGAACUGGCUCCCUCGCUCUCCUUUGCUGUAUCUCUUCCUUUGUCUCAACUCUUCCUCAUUCCAAACUUUUUUUGUCUCAGUCGCUUUUUUUCCCCUUUCUUCCCACCCUCCUCUGUUCUAUCUUAGCCAUUGUUUUCAUGUUUCUCUCUCUCUGAAGCAGCUCUAUUUCUGUUUCUUUCUCCCUCGUUACGCUUCCCGUCUGCAUUCCAGCGGCCAAGCAAUCCCAACUUGGUGUGCGUUAUUGUGUUGAUGAAGAUCAUGGUUCUAUACUAAAUGUGGGCAAACAACAAUACUACACGUCUAUUACUUAAUGACCCCAUUCGGACAUUGUGGUUGUACUUUUGAGCUUGUUUUUGAAAAUCGGAUUGAAGUUGUAUAUUAAAUAUUUAAAAAUGA